This is a messenger RNA of Elgaria multicarinata webbii, 3577 nucleotides long. RefSeq names its product exocyst complex component 3 like 2 (gene EXOC3L2). NCBI's taxonomy places the organism in Eukaryota, Metazoa, Chordata, Lepidosauria, Squamata, Anguidae. The record is from RefSeq and is a predicted model, not a curated record. Gene Ontology annotation, biological process: exocyst localization; exocytosis. Bases 76 to 2646 code for a protein of 856 amino acids. Gene Ontology annotation, cellular component: exocyst. The transcript has 12 exons. Gene Ontology annotation, molecular function: SNARE binding.
CUGCAAGCAGAGCAUGGACUGAGCGCUGGAGUCACCCCAAAGAGCACGCGAAGGUCCCGAGAAACAGCGGCUGCCAUGCCAGUCCUUAAGAACCCCUACAAGCCCAAGAUGGCCAACGGAGACGCUGGUGGCAACGGCGGGACGCUGAUUCUGGAAAACGCGAGCCCGGGCGCCAACCCCUUCGAAGAAGACCUCGAAGAGAAUGAGCGAGACUCGUUCCUGGGAAGCGCCUCCCCCGACAGCAGCAGAAACCCUUCCCCGGAGGCUGGGAGAGGGGGUUUUGAGCGGGGCCUUUUCAACGGUAGCCCCGACGGGCAUUACAGGCGCCGGGCGACCCUGGAGAGGCUGGUGGGGCUAUCCCCGUUCCGCCUGGGCAAGAAGGGCGGCGACAAGAAGUCCCCCAGCGGCGAGAAGGGCUCCGACAGGAAGUCCUUCCUGGGGAGGAUGAUGAUGCCCUUGACGGACGGCAAUGGGGGCCAGAGGAAGAAGCGCCGCUGCUCGGAGGACUUCAGCCUGCUGCAGCGCUUCAACGGGCGCCGCAAGGAGAGCCUCUACAGCCUGGACUGCGGCCUGGCUGAGAAGGAGAACGGCGGGGCGGACACCGUGAAGCGCAUGCCCUUCCUCAAGAUUGGGCUGGCGGGGAAGGUGCGCAGGGCAUCGCUGGUGGAGAAGCUCAACCAGGUGGAGGCCGUGGUGCCCGUGGUGGAGGAAGCGGAGGCCAAGCCCAAGGAGCCGCUCUCAGUUCUGGAGAUCCUGAGCCUGAUUCACAAACGGGAUCUGCUGAUCGCCGACGAACACAUCAUUGAACUGGAGGCGGAGUGCGAGCAGGACGGGCAGCAGAGCCCCGAGAGCAGCGAGCUCCGCAAGGACGGCAGCCGCAUGGCCAAGGACGUGGCCUUGCUCUACGAGGCCCUGCAGAAGGAGCUCUGGGCCGUCCUCACCGAGUCCCUGGCGGCCAAGAGCACCUCCCUGCCCCUGGAGCUCAUGGUCCGCGUGAUCGAGCAGGAGGAGGACACGGACCGCAAGUGGCUGCAGGCCAAGGGGGGCGCGGAGGCGGCGGGGUCCGGCCCCCGACCCCGGGCCAUGAAGAAGCAGUGGGCGGAGGCGGUGAGCAGGUUGGUCAACCAGCGGUUGUGCCAGUGCGUGGAGGGCAGAGCCAGCCCCAUUGCCACCCAGAUGGACCGCCUGGCCAAGUGCGCCGUGGAGGACUUGUGCGCUGUGAAGUUCCACUUGCUCCACGCCUACCCAAAGAAGUACGAGGCCUUCAGCGUCUACCUGUGCAGCUACCACCAGGGCCUGGCCCAGCGUUUGGCCGAGGUGGUCCAGAAGAGCUUGACCAUCUCCGAGCUAUACUUUGUCUUGGACUGGAACAGCAACAUCUACCAAAGAGAGGUUCUGGGCCGGGCAGAAAUCUCUUCACUGGUCAAGGCCCGGGAGCUCGGCCCUCUGCUUUCCCUCGAGACCCAGUUAACUCUGGAAGAGGACUGCAUCGCGGCGGUGAAGGCAAAGAUCACCGCCGACAUGCAGCAAGAGCUGCGGAAGGAAGAGGAGCGGUGGGCCGAGGAAGGCGGCGAGGGCGAUGACUUCCAGUUCGGCCUGUCCAGCAAAGUCAUCAUGGUGUUGAAGGCUCAUGCAGACAAAGCGCCCCAGAUCACAGAAGACUUUGGCAGGAGGAUGGCCCACUGUUGCCUGACCAGCCUGGCCGAAGUCCUGCAAAGUUUCCAGAGGAAGGUGGAACAGUUCCAUGAGGGGCAAAUUGAGAGCAGCCUCACCACUGACAGCUACAUGGGCCGAACCAUCAUGCUGGUCAACUGCUGCCCUGCCUUCAGGGACUACGCUGAGCGCUUGGCCAGGUUCGGUCACCCUGAGAGCGAGGCAGCGAGGCGCCAGGCAAACGCCUCCCUGGACCGAGUGACGCGGCGCUGCAACAGAGUCCUGGCUGACCACCUCUUCCAAAACCUCAAGCCCUACUUCCACAAACUGAUGAAAAGGAAGUGGCUCAGCAACUCAGAGGCCUUCUCUACCAUCAUGGCUCUCCUCACGGAGCAUGCCCAGAAGAUGAGCAAGAUGAAGCUGGAGCCGUACCAGAUGCUGGUGAGGGACGUGCACCGCCGGGUGCUGAUCGAAUACAUCCGGCCCCUGAUGCGAGUGAGGAUCAUCUGCACCUCCUCCAAGAUGAGAGCCAAAGUGGCCCAGCGGCUCAGGAGCGAGGCGAAGCAGCUGCAGGAGUUCUUCGUCCAGCUGGAAUCCACCUCAUCCUGGCUGGACUCGGCUGUGCCCCACCUGGCAAGGAUGAUUGAGCUGGAGGACACGCCUGCCAUCCAGAUGGAAGUGGGGUUCCUCGUGAGAGAGUUUCCUGACGUGCAGAAGAACCACGUGUCGGCCAUCCUGGACAUCCGGGGCCUGCAGAACCAAGGCCAGCGGCAGGACAUCCUGGCUGUCCUGGAGGGCUUGGAGCUGAUGGAGGCGGAGGCGGCUCUGUGCCAGGACCGGGCCUUCUUCAGCGAGAUCCCCACCAGCGAAGUGUUUUGCGUCCGGGUCCAACUGCACCGCGUCUCGCACUUGGGGCUCUCUUGCCUCUCCCGGCUGGACCGGCGACCCCAGCGGCAGCGGCCUGCAGUGAGCGAGGCAGAAUCGCAGGUGUGAGAACCUUUGCGCUGCCACAAUCCAGGCGUCCUCUCUCAGCCUUGAGGCUCCUGGGCAGGUGGCUGGAGCCUCCCGCAGGGCCCCUUUCUAAAGCACCAUCGGCUGUGAGGGCCCCGCUCCGAGCGAGGGACGUGAGGGGCCUCCACCGCCAGCACACGCGCGCGCACCACAGCCUGCUGUAUCUUUGCUUUCAUGUUUCCACUCCCCCGGCCCCACUCCACAAAUGGAGUCACUUGCCCUGAUUUCUGGAGUGGCCAGAGACUUUUUAAAGGCGCCGUGGCCACGUUUAAACGACACCGUGUAGCAAUGGCCAAAGAAAAGCGCUGCUCUCCUUGAAACAGGGAUGUGUUGAAAAAGGCAGGGGGGCUGCCGCUGGCUGGGGCAAGCCCCUCCCCACGUGGGCACCGGGUGUGGAGGGAAGGUGCUCCCUGCGCUUUUGGCCUGCACCAGUUAAGAAAGACCCAGCCAAGCCUGUGCUUGCGGAACAGAAAAAAUGGAGCCCCCAAUAUCUGACGAAAGAGAGCACUGCCAUUUAUUUAAGUUACGCGCCUACGGUGUUAACUUGCCUAUUCUGAGGCUGGUUCUCCCCUGCACCUUGCUGCUAUUCUGUUCCCCCAUGGGGGGUGGUGGAUGGGGGUGGCAAGGCAAGGCAAGGGCAGGCUUAGUCCGUAGGGGAAAGGGUUAUACCUGUUCUGCACAAAAAAGGAAAAUAAAUGCAUAUUAAUUUAACCAUCCCACUCCUUGUCUCUCUUGGGGCUUUGAACCACCUCCAACGUCUUCAAAUGAGGUCUCGUCUGUCCUGGGCUGGGGAACUGCUGGUGGCGGUGGUGGAGUUCGUACAUUCGAGUGGUCAUUUGCAGCAGAACCCAACAGCUGUAGUUUGUAGAAGGAGGUCAAGGAGAUGUUCAGCUGCGUUCGAGUUGCCAAGCUA